Notodromas monacha is the source of this 2497-nucleotide messenger RNA. The record is from the annotation of a GenBank genome assembly. NCBI's taxonomy places the organism in Eukaryota, Metazoa, Arthropoda, Ostracoda, Podocopida, Cyprididae.
GUAAAUUUUCCUUUGGGACAGAUGGAUCGUAUGAGAUUGCGAAGGUUGGAGAAAGAACUACAGCGCUAUGAGCAAGAUCGGCCUUCUGGGGUUUCUUAUUGGCCUGUCAGUGACUCCACAGAAAGAUAUGAAGGCACCAUUUCAGGGCCCGAAGGAUCACCAUAUGCCGGAGGAAAUUUCAAACUUGAAAUUACCAUCCCACCGAGGUAUCCCAUGGAACCACCGUGGAUGAAGUUUGUUACGCCGGUGUAUCAUCCGAAUAUCGACAGUGAUGGACGAAUUUGCUUGAACAUCUUGAAGCCGCCGCCGGAUGGUUGGAAUCCCAACUUGACCAUUGCCUCGGCUCUCAGUCAUCUUCGAGUCCUGCUAAGUGACCCAAAUCCCAACGAUCCACUCAUGAUUGAUAUUGCGAAAGAAUUGGAAAGCAACCGAGAGAUAUUCAACGAGCGGGCGAAGGCGCAUACGGAAAAGUACGCCAAGAAGAAAAGAAGUAGCGAAGGCAUCGAGAACGAGGAAAAUGCGAACGAAACUAAGAAACUGCAUUCGGGUAAACUUUGCUUCUUCACCCCACGAUUUCCCCAAUCGUUUAUAAAAGCCAUGGAAAACUUGGGGCGAGUGAAGCAGUUGUCAAGUUUUUCUGUUUGUGUCCAAUUUUACGAUGUCGAGGAUGCUUUUGAUCGUGGGUCUGUUCGGGUUGUUCAUGAGCGGGUGCCUAUAUGCUUUGAAUUGCUUUUCCUCAAAGAUGCCCAAGGAGCUUAUGAAACCGUGGAAGAUUUAUUUUUGGGACUUGAGACCGGACAUAUUGUGUCACUCGUCGCCAAUGCUGCGGCAUGUAUUUCGAAUUUUCCUCCGUCGAUCAGGGAUCAAAGCAUACAUAUGGUUCUACGUCACUGGAAUAUUGUGACCUCAAGUGCUGAAGGACGCUACGUCGUUGUGAACGAUCAUUACAAAGGCCUGAACAGCGAUGAGUGGAUUGUGAGAGAAGCAAAGCUGUACUCCGAUGGACGCGUUACCAUUGAAAGCCAUGUGAUUUUGGCACUGGAUUCCACCGAGGCGGAAGUCGAGAAAGUAGAAUGCUUGUUCGGCGAAGGAGUUGUUUUCCACCGUAUGACCGGAGAUCUCGACGAAACAAUCGUGUCCGAUACGUAUGCCAAGCUGAAAAAUGAGAUCUUGCUUGGCCGUCAUGUCGUAGCAGUUGUGAAGAUUCGUGGCUGUUCUGGAAGCUUGCCCUCAGGAAUCACAGAAUACACGUUUGGCGUGAAUAUUUGGAACUUUGAGUUUGAGCACGAAGGAGAAUUAACGCGGGAAAUUUUGAGGAUCUACACGGACUUCGUAGAGCCCGAGCCUGUCGGGGGUUUGAGGAGAAGUUUAGGAAUAUCUUUCGUCCGAGACGCCACAAGCACAAUUAUCAGCCACAAUGCAUUCCUUUCGGAUGGAACCAGUAUAUCCACGUCUGUUCUCCCAACGGCAACGUACACGUGUAACCUGAAUUCGGGUGUAAUUUUCUACACAAGACGGUAUGAGAAGGACGGAUCAUACAAUACGUACAGUGAUUUGAAAACAGCUCUAACGGCCGGGCAUCAGAUUCAAAUGGUGACUUUCCCACGUUACUGCGAAGCCAAUGUCCAGCCCCCGCUUCCUGACGUUGGAAACAAGAUUGUGUCUCACAUGUUCGACUCGUGGACAUUGUACAAUUCGACCAGCGAUGAGUCAAUUGCUUUCUUCGUUGAUGGGCUACAAACCGAUGGCAUUUACAACAUUUCUGAAGCCGUUGUGUAUCCAGAUGAUUCCAUGCACUAUGGAUUGGUUUCCCGGUUGGUUACUGACGACGAAAAUCCCAUUCUUGAAGGCACGUGGGUUUGCUUCGUGGGAAGUUCCACAAUUUUCCACGCUAGUGUUGCUGACAAAUCGCUUGUGACGAGUUAUCCAUCAUUGGAGGAUGCUUUUCGAGGUUCGGGUGCCAUUUUUGAAGCUGUGCUGGACCUUUCCAUGUGCAAUGUCACCGGUGAUGAUAAUUCUACCCAUGUCGCUUUCAUCAUGUGGGAAAGUUUCCUUCUAUCUGGAGAGAACCCAGCCUUUGAGGGAUUUACUACGAGUUUCGCAGAAGACUUGACCGUAGAAGAAGUGCAAAUAGAUGACCUUGCUAUUGCUGUCAGACAUCUGCGAAUCACGCCUGACGGUUCAGCCAUUUACACUUUCAAGAAGUUUUCAGCUACGAGUUUUGUGGCAGAAACUGUUAUUGAAGCUGUUUGCAACUGGGGAUUCGGGAUGAACAUCUAUCACUACUACUUUUGAAUGAAGUUCUUCUAUAAUCUUUGAGUUUAGGGUGUACAUCUAUCAUUACUGCCUUUAAUUGAAGUGAUCACUUAAAUUAUGAACAUUAAUGAUAAAUUCACACCCUGAACUUCAGGAGGAAGAAUUGCCUUUCGGGUAUUUAUAAAUGAUGUUCCAUCUGUGUUCUAAAGACAAAGAAAGCAUGAGAGUGACAUCUGAAAGA